GCCCUCGGCAGUGCCCAUUUCGUAUUCAUUAACAAUGCCGGAAAAGAUCAAAUUCCUCUCCCCAUUGCAAUUCUGAAUUGUCAACUAUUUCUCAGUUCGUGAACUCGAGCAAUCGGCGGCCACUGCUGCAAACUUUCCUUCCUCCGCCGGAGAUCAUCCUUCCAGUUUUCUAUGUCUCAGAUCUGACCCUAAUCGAGCUCGUAGUCUUCAAGAAUGGAGUUUUGUGGUGGAUUUAGGAUCUGGGUCUUGACCGUGUGCUUGAUAUUUCAAUCUGGAUAUGGGUUUUAUCUUCCGGGAAGUUACCCCCUCAAACAUAUUGUGGGUGAUGAGUUGUCCGUGAAAGUUAAUUCCAUAACCUCAAUCGAUACCGAAAUGCCAUUCAGCUAUUAUAGUUUGCCUUUUUGCAAACCUGAGGGGGGUGUUAAGGACAGUGCUGAAAAUCUUGGUGAGCUUCUAAUGGGGGACCGGAUUGAGAGCUCGCCAUAUAUGUUUAAGAUGUACACGAAUCAGACAGACGUGUUCUUGUGUCUGACAGAUCCAUUGUCUGAUGACCAGUUUAAGACCUUAAAGAAGAGGAUUGAUGAGAUGUAUCAGGUGAAUUUGAUCCUGGACAAUUUACCGGCAAUCCGGUAUACCAAGAAAGAGGGCUAUCCUUUACGUUGGACAGGGUAUCCUAUAGGAAUCAACGUGAAGGGUUCCUACUAUGUCUUUAACCAUUUGAAAUUUAAAGUUCUUGUUCACAAAUACGAGGAUUCCAACGUGGCGAGCGUAAUGGGAACUGGUGAUGCUGCAGGUGUGAUCCCAACAUUAAGUAAACAGGGACUAGAUGCCCCAGGAUACAUGGUUGUUGGAUUCGAGGUUGUACCCUGCAGUCCUUUGCUCAAUGCGGACUUGGUUAAGAACUUAAAGAUGUACCAAAAGUAUCCAAAUUCUAUUCAAUGUGACCCUACCAGUGUAUCAACGCUUAUUAACAAAGGCCAACCAAUAGUGUUCACUUAUGAGGUUACAUUUGAAGAGAGUGACAUCAAGUGGCCUUCCCGAUGGGAUGCUUAUUUGAAGAUGGAGGGUUCAAAAGUUCAUUGGUUCUCAAUCUUGAACUCUUUGAUGGUAAUAACGUUUCUAGCUGGUAUUGUUCUUGUAAUUUUCUUGAGGACUGUUCGACGAGAUCUUACACGUUAUGAGGAGCUUGACAAGGAGGCUCAAGCGCAGAUGAACGAGGAGUUAUCUGGUUGGAAGCUUGUUGUGGGGGAUGUUUUCCGUGCUCCAGCCAAUCCUGCACUUUUGUGUAUUAUGGUUGGCGAUGGAGUUCAGCUUCUUGGGAUGGCAGUUGUGACCAUAUUGUUUGCUGCUCUUGGAUUCAUGUCCCCAGCAUCCCGUGGAACACUUAUUACAGGUAUGCUAUUUUUCUAUAUGAUUCUCGGUAUUGCAGCAGGUUAUGUUGCUGUACGUCUUUGGAGAACUAUCAGUAUUGGUGACCACAGAGGAUGGGUUUCGGUCUCGUGGAAGGCUGCUUGUUUCUUCCCUGGCAUUGCCUUUCUAAUUCUUACCACACUGAAUUUUCUAUUAUGGCGUAGUCAUAGCACCGGUGCCAUUCCAUUUUCGCUCUUCGUUAUUCUACUUUUGCUGUGGUUCUGUAUAUCAGUUCCUCUUACUCUUGUUGGUGGGUAUUUUGGUGCCAAGGCACCACAUAUUGAGUAUCCUGUUCGAACGAAUCAAAUCCCUCGGGAAAUUCCACCUCAGAAGUACCCAUCAUGGCUGUUAGUCCUUGGCGCUGGCACUCUUCCUUUCGGUACCUUGUUCAUCGAACUCUUCUUUAUCAUGUCUAGCCUCUGGAUGGGCCGUGUUUAUUACGUUUUCGGGUUUCUCUUCAUAGUGUUGGUGCUUCUUGUUGUUGUCUGUGCUGAGGUAUCUCUGGUUCUAACCUACAUGCAUCUAUGUGUGGAAGACUGGAAAUGGUGGUGGAAGUCUUUCUUUGCUUCUGGUUCAGUUGCCAUAUACAUCUUCUUGUACUCGAUUAACUAUCUGAUAUUCGAUCUUAAGAGCUUGAGCGGACCUGUCUCAGCCACUCUCUACCUCGGUUAUUCACUCUUCAUGGUUCUUGUAAUCAUGUUCACAACUGGAACAGUUGGAUUCCUCUCGUCGUUCUGGUUCGUGCACUACUUGUUCUCUUCUGUGAAGCUGGACUGAAUAAUCCUCGUGCCCAAAAAUUCACAAACCAACAAGAAGCGCAGCGGUGUUCGAGGAGUGAAAGCAGUUAGCUCUUUGCAGAUGGAUGAUCUAUCGUGUGUUAGUCUUAUUUCUUCAUUCGAAUUCAACAGGGAACUAGAUAAUCUAGCAACAGUACUUGGUCACAAGUUUUGCUUCCUCUUGUUUUGUGGAGCUCAUUGUAUGACAUUCUAAACCUGAGUUUAUUUACAGUCUUUGUUAUAGAAAAAACCAAUAGUAGAUCAAAAUCAGUGGUGGGUAGUUUACAACUAAAGGGUUGACACUGGAUUUUUGCUUUA
This is a messenger RNA of Momordica charantia (bitter melon), 2504 nucleotides long. Its product is annotated as transmembrane 9 superfamily member 11. Gene Ontology annotation, cellular component: membrane. Gene Ontology annotation, biological process: protein localization to membrane. The record is from RefSeq and is a predicted model, not a curated record. Lineage: Eukaryota; Viridiplantae; Streptophyta; Magnoliopsida; Cucurbitales; Cucurbitaceae.